Arabidopsis arenosa is the source of this 2738-nucleotide messenger RNA. Lineage: Eukaryota; Viridiplantae; Streptophyta; Magnoliopsida; Brassicales; Brassicaceae. The record is from the annotation of a GenBank genome assembly.
GGCCUAAUUAAGUUCAAGAAAUAAAAACAUUCUAUCAAUUGGAUAACAUUUUCGGUUGACCAUGGCAAAACAUAGUUAGAUAAACAUGUCUUGUUUGUUCAUCUUCAUAGCUUUGCUUCUAAGUUCUUGUCUUGGAUCGUUGACAGCUCUUGAUCAGACUUGUGGCAACAAAGUCGUGAACACAAUCGUCGUCGACCAAGCCGGUUCAGGUAAGUUCCGUACGGUUCAAGCUGCCAUUGAUUCGGUUGGUGAAUUGAAUUCUCUAUGGAUCAAAAUCAAAGUAAAACGAGGUGUUUACGUAGAGAAGGUGAUAAUACCAUAUAACAAACCAUGCAUAAUAGUAGAAGGAGAGGGACAAAGAGUCACGACCAUCAUGUACAAUGGUCACGAAGCCACUGACGUCAGCUCAACUUUCACUUCAUAUCCACCCCAUAUUGUCGUCCGAAACUUAUCAAUCAUGAACACGUAUUAUCCUUUGAAUAGUCUAACGACGAAUGCAAACGGUAUGGAUUGGAAAAUAAAGCCGGCGGUUGCGAUUUCGGUUUAUGGCGAUAAAUCGGCGUUUUACAACUGCGAUUUCGUGGGGUUACAAGAUACAGUGUGGGAUAAUCAUGGCAAACAUCACUUCAAAAACUGUUACAUCCAAGGUGCUAUCGAUUUCAUUUUUGGAAGUGGCCAAUCUAUUUAUGAGGACUGUCAUAUAAACGCAACGGCAGGAGCAUUGGCAUCAGAAGUGGCGGUUGGGUACAUAACGGCGCAAGGAAGAAGCAGUGUUUCGGACCCAAGUGGGUUCGUGUUCCUACGAGGUAGUGUUUCAGGGACUACCAGUGUCUAUCUUGGACGAGCCUAUGGUCCAUUCAGCCGAGUCAUUUUCAUCCAAACCGAUCUCUCUUCCGUCGUCCACCCUAAGGGUUGGGACCCUUGGCACUAUGGUAAAUACGAAAGCCGAUUUCUAUCGCCGGUGGCUUUUUCUAGAGUUCGUUAUCAUCGCUUCCCUUCUUGUAGAUGGUUAAGUCUCACCUCAUCAUCUUCAUGUUCUCGCAGGUUAAACAGUUUUAGUUCAAGGUGUUCGAUUAUAAACACUGAUGUAUGUCACGAUUUUGUCACUACUGAUGAUGACAUUCACGAGGAUUUGCUUACUCCAAUUGAGGAUCAUACAAUUCCCAUUGUUCAUCUUGAUACCAAUAUCGCCGUUACUGAAUCGCUGAGCUUACUCACCGAGUGUACUUACGUAGAUACUGUUUUAACAGCAUUGCCUGUAUUGUCUGAGGAGGAGCAGACUGUAAUUGCAGCCACUCCUGCUCACCCUGAAGGAUUAUAUGUCUUAUAUGCAAGUUGUUUGGUUGGGAAUUUGGUUGAACAACUUUGGAAUUUCGCUUGGCCUUCCGCUAUUGCAAUGCUACAUCCGAGCUUACUACCUGUGGCAGUCAUGGGGUUUGUUACUAAAUUGGCGAUAAUUGCGGGAGGUCCAGUGGUUGGAAAGUUUAUGGAUUAUAGUCCGAGAGUUCCUACGUAUAUCUCGCUGAAUGUCAUUCAGGCAGCCGCUCAAGUGGUAUCUGCAGGAAUGAUUAUUCAUGCAUACACAGUUCCUUCCACAUCGGCGUCAUCAAUUCUUCUUCAGCCUUGGUUUUUUGCAUUGUUAUUCGCAGGGGCCAUUGACAGUCUAUGUGGAAUAGCAUCUGGAGUCGCCAUUGAACGUGAUUGGGUCGUAUUGUUGGCGGGCAUAAACAGACCAAUCGCUCUUGCACAGGCGAAUGCUGUUCUCCACCGAAUAGAUCUGCUUUGCGAGAUCGCCGGGACCAUGUUAUUUGGGAUUCUUCUAUCCAAAUAUGACCCUGUGACAUGCUUGAAGUUUGCUGCCACACUAAUGGUGGGUUCUUUGCCAACCAUGACAGCUCUUAUAUGGCUGACCAACAAGUUCUCCUCUGGAGUUCUGGACCGUCCUAAAUGCUCCCUGAGCAGCUGUUCUGGCGAAGGACCUAGUACUAAUACCGACAGUAUUUUUGAUAUUGGCAUGGAAACUAUCAAGCUCGGAUGGAAAGAAUAUAUUCAACAGCCAGUUCUUCCUGCUAGCCUCGCAUAUGUCCUUCUCUACUUUAACAUCGUCCUCACCCCAGGCAGCUUGAUGACUGCAUUUCUAACACAACGAUGUGUGAAUCCAUCAGUUAUUGGUGGUUUUAGUGGAUUAUGCGCUGUUAUGGGCGUCGCCGCAACCUUCUUAUCAGCAAUCUUGGUCAAACGAGUUGGCAUUCUAAAGGCGGGUGCAGUCGGAUUGUUUUUCCAAGCUUCACUCCUUGCUGUUGCUGUUGCUGUGUAUUGUAGCUCUUCUCUAUCCCAGAAAAGCCCACUCUUCUUCUUCUUGUCCAUGAUCGUAUUAUCGAGGCUAGGUCACAUGUCUUACGGCGUUGUAGGAGCUCAGAUUCUACAAACCGGAAUUCCAUCGUCCAAGGCUAAUCUCAUCGGUGCAACAGAGAUCUCAGUGGCAAGUCUAGCUGAAUCGCUGAUGCUCGGAGUGGCCAUAGCGGCAAAUGACGCUUCCCAUUUCGGGUUUCUUGCGGUUCUGUCUCUUUUAUCAGUUGUUGCAGCCUCUUUGAUAUUCUGCAGAUUGCUGAGAAAUCCCACUGAUGAACAAAGACGACUCUUCUCCUUCGACCCUCUCUCAAAUUGAUUUGGAGCUUUUACAUUGAAAUAUUUUGUAUAGUAGUCUCACUUUCAGUGUAUAAAUCUUUAUUUAAAGU